AUGGUAGACACACAAGAGAAUGGUACUUGUGCUACACUUGUGCCACUAUUUGAUGCAAAGACAGAGGACUUAAAUGUCAAGGACCUUCAAUCCUCAUUUCUCAAUGCCCUGGCAUUAUCUAUUGCAGAUAUUGUUCACACAAAAGAUGAACAGAAGGCCUUCAAGUCUCAUUUAAUAUUCACUAUUCUCCACAUUCUUGUGAAGCAUGGUGGCCAGGGAUUUCAGUGCUUCCAGGUUGAUCUUGACAAGGCACAGCCAGAGACGGCUGACAAGAUCAAGAUUCAUAAAUCACAAUUACACCCAUUGCCUACUUGGAAUAUUGAUGAAUCUUCAAUUACAGGAAAUGCAGAGGUUAUUGAGGCAAUAAAUAAAGAGCUUCAUCUUGAUCAGGUUCCAGAAGCUGCAGAGCAUAUUCAAUUUCUUGCUGGUGAUCAGCUGUCCAUUGCUCGACUAUGUGCUUUCGAGCUGAUCUGA
Messenger RNA from Laccaria bicolor S238N-H82, 474 nucleotides. RefSeq lists its product as uncharacterized. The record is from RefSeq and is a predicted model, not a curated record. Lineage: Eukaryota; Fungi; Basidiomycota; Agaricomycetes; Agaricales; Hydnangiaceae. Bases 1 to 474 code for a protein of 157 amino acids. The transcript is spliced from 2 exons.